Molecule: messenger RNA, 606 nt
Organism: Puccinia triticina
Lineage: Eukaryota; Fungi; Basidiomycota; Pucciniomycetes; Pucciniales; Pucciniaceae
Exons: 3
Coding region: 1-606 (201 amino acids)
Source: RefSeq, a predicted model, not a curated record
AUGCUUAGGCUUCCCGACGGGAGAACUCCGCUCGCUAGCAGAACACUUGCUCGGUCAACGGGCGUGUGGAACGGCGGGCGAAGUGUUCUUCCUGUGCUCUUGAAGACCUCAGACGAUUCUGACACUCAACUUGAAAAGGGGAGAUUGUAUUCUCUGGAGGGCCAAAUUACCGGGAUAGACUCGUUGGGUGUGCCGAGGUUUACAUGGAUUCCAGGGGAUCAACGCCUGAGCAAUUUAGGAAAGCGCUAUGCUGAGUGGCAGCAAGUCAGGGUUUCCGGAGUUGGAGUAAUCAAGAAAGUUCGUGUUGUCGAGAUAGGGAGUGGUACCGAAGAUGACCUUAUUGAUAUCACGGUCGAAAAUUUGGCAGAGGCCCGGUUUGGCGGAGCCAUGCGCGUGCGAUGCCUGUUGGGCUGGAAGUUCUGUAAGGUGCCCGAAGAUACGACGUUGUAUGUUGGAAGUAAGAUAUUUUACGAAGGUGUUCUCGACGGCUGGGCAUCUUCCUGUGGUCGCAUGGUCAUCAAGGUUCGCAGCGCAACUGUAAAUUUUGCUGAUAUCCAGCUCGCGAGAUCGACACUUUCACCUGAUUCGGACGUCUACGCCUAUUAA